Molecule: messenger RNA, 8464 nt
Organism: Ailuropoda melanoleuca (giant panda)
Lineage: Eukaryota; Metazoa; Chordata; Mammalia; Carnivora; Ursidae
Gene: LONRF3
Product: LON peptidase N-terminal domain and ring finger 3
Exons: 12
Coding region: 170-2914 (914 amino acids)
Molecular function (GO): ubiquitin protein ligase activity; protein binding; metal ion binding
Source: RefSeq, a predicted model, not a curated record
CAAGACAGUUAUUAGUCGGCGCGGGGCGGCCGGCGUGGAGCUCGUGGAGGCGCGGCAGGGGGUGGCGCACGGCAACGCGGCGGUGACAGUCCGGACUCUCUUCAGUCGUCGCUCUCUGCUCUAGGUCUCUGGCCCUAGACGCCUCUUCCCUGCGCGCCUGUCUCCCUCUAUGGAUUCACUUCAGACUGGACAGAUGCUGAGCUUGCCCGCCGAGCUCGGCGGCAACAACUUAGAACUGGCGGAGCCGGCGACAUCCGCGGCCCGCGUCGACAUGGGCCCCCAGCCGGAGGCGGCUACAGAAGGCUCCGCACCUUUAGCCACUCGGGAGCCGGAGCCGGGGCCGGAGGAGCAGCCUCCGAGUACCCCGACGCCCGAGUGCAAAGUCCUGCUCGAGCAGGCUGACGCCCUGGCGUCUGGGGGGCGCCUCCGGGAAGCCUUCGAGGUGUACAGACAGCUCUCCGAGCGGCAGCAGCUGGUGGCCGAGCAGCUGGAACAACUGGUGCGCUGCCUGGCCCAGAACGUCCCUCAAGGCAAGGUGCUGCCGCCGGCGCCCCGGGACGGGAGCGGUGCGGCGAGCCGUGAGGCGGCGGCGAAAGAGGCAGGGGCACCAACGGUCGCCGCGGCCACCAAGGUGUGGGACGGCUUCAAGUGCCGUAAGUGCCAUGGGUUUCUGUCAGACCCCGUGUCCUUGUCGUGCGGCCACACCUUCUGUAAACUGUGCCUGGAACGCGGGAGGGCCACCGACCGGCGCUGCACCCUGUGCGGGGUCAAGCUCUCGGUGUUGAUGUUGGCCGCCGGGAUGGCGCGCGGGGUCCGGCGAGUCGCGCAGCCGCCGCCGCCGGCGGCGACCGCCGAGCCACCGCUGCUGCCGCCGGCCACCGCCGCCGCUGAAAUAGAUGCCCCCCCCGCCCCGCCCGCCCGCAGCCUGCGCUCUCUUCUCGAACCCCUGCCCCGCCAACCCGGCGGGCAGGCGGCCGGGCGGCGCAACUGCUCGGGGAUCCCCGGAGACCGCGGGCUGGCUACGGAGGGGGGCGCGCCUCGGCCCCCCGCCGCCGUGCGGCGGGAGGAAGGACGGGUGGGCUUGGCGGCUUCAAGGGCAACGUGUGCUGCCCCACGGCUCUGGCCGCACCGGGGUGCCCGAGCUCCCUCGAGGAGCGGCUCCCGCCGACCCUCCGCGUCCCGACCCAGGAAGUGGCUGCGGAGCCGGGGGCCGGUAGCGCCCAGCUCGGGCCAGCCGCCGGGAGCUCGGCCGGCGGGGCGCGGCGUCUGGCGAAGCGUGCCGGGGAGGAGGCGGCAGGGCCGUGCGGACGGGGCUCUGGGGAUCCGCGGGUGCCCUGAGCCCGACUCCAACGGGUGGAUGAAGGGAAGAUCCAUCCUCAUACAGGACUUAUGUGUUCGCGCUGGGACCACUAAUGAGAGCUUUUUUUUUUUUCUCAUUCUGGCAGCUCCAAAUGACCACUUGCUUUAUAGCAACCGGUCUCAAAUUUAUUUCACCUUGGAGUCUCAUGAGGAUGCCCUGCAUGAUGCAGAAAUAGCAUGUAAGCUCCGCCCAAUGGGUUUUAAGGCACACUUCAGAAAAGCACAAGCCUUAGCCACCUUAGGCAAGGUGGAGGAAGCACUAAGGGAGUUUCUAUAUUGUGUGUCCCUCGAUGGAAAGAACAAAAGAGCAAGAUCUGAAGCCCAGAGGGAAAACCCGGAGAUACCACACUGUUCUAGUCAGGAGGAAGCAGCGGCGGGGGGAGACGGCGGCAGUCUGGCAGACCCAGUUAAAGUAGAGGGGGAGGGGCAGCAAGGCGACCAGAAGGGCCAGGCAGGAGACGAGGAGGAGAAGGGGGACGCUGCCUCUGCAGAAGCUGCCUCCACCAAGGCUGGCAAAUGCCAAGAAAAGAAAAGGAAGCAUUUUCAAAUUGGAACCCAAGACCCAGAGAUGCCUACGAAAGCCUCGAAGCCAGAUCCUCCAGCUGAGCAGGGGGCUGAGGCUGCUGCCAGUGCUCCACUGCCGUCUUUUGUGGAUGCAUCUGACCUUGAAUGUGCCCUAUGUAUGAGAUUAUUCUAUGAGCCGGUCACAACACCUUGUGGGCAUACAUUUUGUUUAAAAUGCCUUGAAAGAUGCCUAGAUCACAAUGCAAAGUGUCCGUUGUGCAAAGAUGGCCUUGCACAGUGUUUGGCAUCCAGAAAAUAUAGCAAAAAUGUCAUAAUGGAAGAGCUAAUAGCUAAAUUCCUUCCGGAGGAACUCAAGGAACGAAGGCAGCUUUAUGAAGAAGAAAUGGAAGAGCUUUCUAACUUAAAUAAGAACGUGCCUAUUUUCGUGUGUACUAUGGCCUAUCCCACCGUUCCUUGUCCCCUGCACAUCUUUGAGCCUUGUUACCGUCUGAUGAUUCGUAGAUGCAUUGAGACAGGCACAAGGCAGUUUGGCAUGUGCCUUGGAGAUCCUGUCAAGGGGAGGUUCGCGGAAUAUGGCUGCAUCCUGGAGAUCAGGAAUGUUCAGUUCUUUGCUGACGGCCGCUCAGUGGUGGACAGCAUAGGCAAGAGGCGCUUCAGGGUCCUCCAUCAGGGCCAUCGAGAUGGUUACAAUACAGCUGACAUUGAAUACAUCGAAGACCAAAAGGUUCAAGGAGACGAUUAUGCUGAGCUCAUGGGAUUACAUAAUUGUGUCUAUGAGCAAGCAUCAUCAUGGUUUCAUUCGCUCAAAACAUCUCUGAAGAAUCGGAUACUCACUCACUUUGGUCCAAUGCCAGAGAAAGAUGCUGAUCCCCAGGUUAACCCGAAUGGUCCAGCCUGGUGCUGGUGGACGUUAGCGGUUCUUCCGCUGGAAAGCCGAGCUCAGCUCCCAUUCCUAGCAAUGAGAUCCUUAAAGGAUAGACUGAACGGUAUUCGGCGAGUCCUGGCCUUUAUGUCCCGAAACCAAAAUUAGUGAGAGUGGAUUGCCGAAGAGGAGCCCCCAACCCCCCACCACCUCUGGGGGAGGCAUCUUGUAAAUAUAUCUAAUUGCAAUAACAUCUUAACAGAAGGAGGUAUCAAACAGGCGUUUCCCUGCUGUUGAUCACAGAGAGAAAAUGUGUAGAAAGACCGAAAGCAAGGGGCCUGUUUGAAACUUUCUGUCUUAAGAUGCUUCUUGACAUGCUGCACAACUACAUGCUCAGCAGAGGUGUUUAAAAGCCCAGAAGAAAAAAAUUAAUUUGAUUUCGACAUAAACUUUUCUGAAAGUUUAAAGUGAUUUUGCUUUAAUUUUCUUUCUUGCAUAGUUAAGUGUGUGGUUGAAAUGUGAAGCACAGAUACUAAUAAUGUUGCGUUAUUUCACUGACUUGAGUUCUCAUUCCAAAUGGUUCAGGUUUUAUACAGCAUUGUGUAAAAUAAUGUUCAUCCUUCUUUCUGUUUUAAUAAUUUAUUUUUUUGCACUACUGUAUCCUUUUUUUUCUACAUGUAUGUUUGUAACUAUUUAAGUGUACGUUACUGAAAAGCCAGUUGCUUUAUUUAUUAACGUGGUUUACCAGGUACCAAGGGGGAAGUAACAGUACUAGAAAUGUGCCAUUUUUGCUUUAAUCACAUUUUACUAUGUUUCUUGAGCCAGUUCUCGAAUGGUUUUUCUAUCUACCCCACUGGAUGCUUACAGGAAGUUCAGAGUCACGUUGAGAUUACUGAUCUUCACAGGUUCCAUUUGGCUUUCAGUUUGAAUUCAACAAUAUAAGAUACACAAGGGAUUUGGCAUACGUUAUGGAAUAAGCCACGGUAAGAUAAAAUAAUCCAUUUUCUAUGUCUUAUACAGAGCAGGGAUGAAAGAAUAUUUUCUUUCAAUGAAGAGAUGACUCAGGGGGUGUCUUUUAGUACAGUCUGUUUUAGGCAUUUAUCUCAACAAUCUAAUUAUAAGUGUAUCUCAUUUCUCCCCAGUGCAGUGAGGAGUGGGAUUUUGAGGCAGGAUGAUUUUUAACCCUUCAGAGGUAUUGGUUUUCAGUUUGGCACAUCAUAGCCUCCAUACGCCACCUCUUCUCAGGGUUCUAAGGAUCACAGCUUGGCUAGCAUGUGUGGAAACACGCGAGGAAGGGCUGGUUGUUUUUAAAGUGCAAAGAAGCCAGUACAAAAAGCAGACCCUUUAAAAAAACAGACCAAGUGUCUUUUUGGCUUGUUAAUCUCUUUAAAGGAGACAGACCAUGAAUCCAUGAUUUUAUCUAAGCACUGCCUUCCCUCCCGGCUGCCGUGGGCCAAAGAUUUCAAUAUAGGGCAAGAAUAGUGGGUAAGAAGGUAAGGGGGAGCUCUUGUUUAGCCUGCUUAGUGCUAGUGUGAUUCCUUUAGUGCCCGGAGAGCCUGAAAAAUGCCGUGAGGAUGGGAUGUCAGAGUGAUGGAACGAAGAGAUUAGGCCAGGCAAGAAAUGAGUCCUACCAUCUGCACUGUCGCACACAUUAUUCCCCCACGUGAUGCUGGACGGAUACAGGGCAGCCCAUCCACCCCACUGAGGAGAGGUUAGUGCCUCAAGUAACCAGUCUGACUUCUUCCAUCACCACCUCUGUCCAGAAACAGAGAAGGCAGAACGAGAUGAUCCAGGCAACAGAAAAGAGAUUCACAUAAGCAGAAACAAGAUGAUCUUUUCUGCACUUGCUAAAUAGAUGCUAUAUUGUCAGAGCAAUAUGUUACCAGGCUUGAUGUUUGCAGACUAGGCUAGUGAAGAAUGGAAGUAUAGGCAUGGUUACUGCCCAAGCAAACUCUGCAAGGCUCGGGGAAGCGGGAAAUUAAAGGCUUCCCCUCCCACUUGGUGCCCAGCCAUGAGGUGGUAUUUUCCUGUCAUCUAGUGUAAAUGCAGCAGAGAAAAUGUCAUAAGCAUCUCCCCUUGGUAGAUGUUUUUGUUUUAUGAUUUAACUUUCUGGGCCCCAGGGUCCUCAUCUAGCAAAUAGUAGUGAUCAAUCCCACAUAUAGGGUUGUUAAUGAAUGUUAUGUAAGGUAGUAUAUAGGUAAAUCACUUAGCAGAGUGCCUAGCAUCUAGAUGUUUGAAAAAUAAUAGUUUUGAUUAGGUUAUUCAUAGUUAUAGACUAUCAUCAGGGACCCACGUUUGCAUAAAACAUUGGGCUUUACACACGGUACGCACAUCUACCCCUUAAAACAUAGUUGGGGGGAUCCACACCACUGAUUCUCAGACCAUAACUUGAUGCUUUACAGUUAAUUCCUUUUGGAGCCAAGUCUGUUUGGGAAAAUGUAAGGCUAGAAAACAAAUGGGGGGGCGCCUGGGUGGCACAGUGGUUAAGCGUCUGCCUUCGGCUCAGGGCAUGAUCCCAGCGUUCUGGGAUCGAGCCCCACAUCAGGCUCCUCCGCUAUGAGCCUGCUUCUUCCUCUCCCACUCCCCCUGCUUGUGUUCCCUCUCUCACUGGCUGUCUCUAUCUCUGUCAAAUAAAUAAAUAAAAUCUUUAAAAGAAAACAAAUGAGGGUCAGAGACAAAGGAGAGUUCUGGGCCAGUAUGUUUUUCCCUAUUUCAAUAGGACUAAAAAGUUGUGCUCUUUGGAGGUCUAGAUUUUCUGAUAUAAUGGAAGCCUUAAAUUCUGGCUCCAUUAGAAUAACCAGCUCAUCACUUCUUGCUGUUGGCCAUGCCAGAGUGAACGAGUUUUACAAUCUGACUUUUGUGCUUAUUAGUUCGUGGGAUUUCUUGAUGCUGCCGCAACAGAAAUUUACUGUGAGCCUACUAUGUAUCAGGCACUGAGCCAGGCAAUUCCAGGUUCAUUCCAUGAACAUAUAGGAGUUUGUGGAAUUACUUAUUUCCCACAUCAACCCUGUGAGAUCAGUUAUCAUCCCCAUAUUACAGAUGAGAAGGCUGAGGCCCUGCAAUGUUAAACAUUUUGCCCGGAUAGCACAGCCAGUUAAUAGCCAAGCUUGAUUUUGAACCUGUUACUUUGCAGAUUUUUAACAUUUUGAACAGUUUGUGUUACACAUAAUUUUAUUAGAUAUUUUUAGAUAAAUUUAGAUUUAUUAGAUAUUUUAUGAGAUAAUUUUAUUAGAUAAAGCAUGGCAACCGAGUCACAAAAGUGAGCCCCAGAAGCUCACGAUUCAAAUGGCAGUUGAGGGUUAAGUAAAAUUCAGUUACCUCACACAUCUUUACUUAAUCUAGGUAAAAAGGGAAGUUUGAUUUUUUUAUUUUUUUAUUUUUUUUUUUUUGAUUUUUUUAAAUAAAGUUCUACAUCAUAGAAUAUUUCCUGUUGCUAAAUGAGUACCUAACUCCCACAGACGUAGCUCUUGACUGGGUAGAAUUCCACUGGGCUCUCAGUAGCCCGAAUAAACAUUUGGGUUGUUUUCUAGCAAGCUUCUGUUUCAGCAGUGGUUGGAGGCAAGGAGCCAGGCUGCUUGGCUUUCUUUGGGAUGUACUUGAAUGGGGUAGUCAGUUGAACACGACCAUUUUCAUUACUUAUUAAGUGAUUUUGCUGCCAAGCUUGGAUAUGAAGGGUGUACAGAGAAAAGAUGUAAGGUCAAAUCUAGGCCAGAAGUACAAUACUUCCCCCUUGGUAGAUUGUGCCAUUUAUUUGGUUAAUUUUCUUAUUGUAACCUAGACUAUACCUAGAUUAUUUUCUCUGUGUGUGUAUGUAUAUGUGUGUAUAUAUGUAUAUACGUAUGCAUAUAUAUAUGUAAUUAGGUACCAAGCAGAUAUUAUGCCUUUCUGCUUUGUACUGUACUACUGCUGCUAGCUAAUAACCAGCAAAAUGUAGAAAAUGAAAAAUGAUAAACUAAUUUUCUGUAGACAACUUGGAGAAAAGGGUGCCUGCCCCUGACUUAAUGGGGCAGAGAACUGACUAUUUUGAGAAUUUGCCUUUUCUGAAGGCUGACUGCUUCUAGCCCCAUGGCAUUUCCAGCUCUGCCUGUGUGGCUGGCCUGGGCUCAGGUAAUCCCCUGUGACUGGCCAUCGAGCAGUGGAGCUGCUGAGGCUGGUUCACAGCACCCAGAGGUCUCUUACUGUCAACAGAUUGCAUGCUGUUGAGGGACCAGAAUCCAUUGGGGACUGUGCUCCCCCUACCAACUCCAUUUCCAAGUUGGGAGCUUCAUUCAAGGACUCAGUCCUUGAGUUCCCAACAUGUUGACUUUGCAUCCAUUUCUGUUUGUUGAGGCGAAGUCUUAGCAGAGGUGUAUAAUAAAGAUGCAAAUGGAGGGCAGCCCAAAUAAUGGAAGAGGACAGAUUUUUCAGCCCAUCUGGAGGAGGGAUGAGGUUUUGAUUUAGGACUGAAAGCAGUUCUGAAAAGCAGCCAGCUGCCUGAGCUACGGUUGGUGCCCUUCCUGAGUGCAGAGAGAGAAAAGGAAAAGGCGUCACAUAAAAUGUAUGCACUCAGUUCCUCUUAGAAUGAUAGUUUGCACUGUUCCGCGGUUUACUAAUCUGGGUGGUGCACAUCCAGAGGUGAAAUGAAGUUGUUUUCACUUACAAAUGGUUAUUUUUCAAUGUGCUAAAUUAACCUUGAGAGAGAAGUGCCUGUAAUCUCUGUUCCUGGUGUCAUUUUAAAGCUUUUGCUUCAUGACUCUGUAGCCGUUUAAAAUUUUGUCGCAGCAAAUGUGAUUAACGGAAGUUUACAAAGCAACACUGUAGCUUAUGCCUCAUGUUAAAAAUUGCCUAACGUUUAUCUAUUGUCAAAGCAACAACCAAUAAACAACAAAAUAAAAGGAGAGCAAAUAGGUCAAUGUGGCAUCAUAGGCUUAUCUUAGAUAAACUAGUUCCAUCGUUUCGUGCAGUCCUCGGUCAUGCCAGGAUUGAAAUACCAAGCAGGCCGCCCCAGCAGUGGCAAAUGUGUCCGUGUGUUUGUUCGCCCGCUCGUUUGUCCCUCAGCCAUUUUACUAACGCGCUGUAAUAAACUGAAAGGGGAAUUAAGAUAAUGCCCCCCCCCGCCCCGUGUUGCUAUUCUACUACCUCGAUAUGCUUGGCUUCUCUUUAGGGGUUUCUUUCUUCCCAGUCUGCACAAAAAUGCAGUUUCAGUUCGUCAUCUAUGUUGUCAUGACAAUGUGAUUGAUAUAGACAGUUGCUGUGAAAGCUCUUCAUUCAUUGAAAAUGUUUCCUGUUGUCUCACUUUAUACCUAACAAAGCUCUACGCAUAACCUUAGGGCAAGAAUUACCUAAAUAAGUUAUCAUUUUGUUGGAAGCUGAAUUGAAGGGAAAGCUGUUGGACCACCUAUUUUGUUCUUGUUCCUGUUGCUUAUAAUACAUUUGACCUAAAGAUCUUUCAAGGAAGUAGACUUGCACUCAGACAGAAAGCUCUCACGUAUCUGACAGUGAGGCCGGCGUGAGCUGGUUAAUGUGACUGAUGUGUUCUGAAACCCUGGCCAUAAAUUGUUUUUAAAAAAUGCAUAAAUUGUUUUUAAAAAUCUUGUUAUUUAAAGACUUAUGUUGAAGCGUUUUGCUAAUAAUCCACCUCUCAAUUGUUUGUAAAUCCGUUCCUAUGUUGGGUUUGCUUAAAGCAGAAUACACUACCUACUGUUUCCUUUGCCAAUAUAAAAUUUUUGUGAAAAGCAA